Molecule: messenger RNA, 1899 nt
Organism: Medicago truncatula (barrel medic)
Lineage: Eukaryota; Viridiplantae; Streptophyta; Magnoliopsida; Fabales; Fabaceae
Product: purine-uracil permease NCS1
Exons: 1
Coding region: 23-1783 (586 amino acids)
Biological process (GO): nucleobase transport; transmembrane transport
Cellular component (GO): plasma membrane
Molecular function (GO): nucleobase transmembrane transporter activity
Source: RefSeq, a predicted model, not a curated record
UUAUUAAAAAGAAAAACAGAGAAUGACGUUGUACAAUAGAGAUCACUCAUUUAUCUAUCUUUACAUUCUACAACCACCUGAAACUUUACAAUCUACAAUGAACAACAUGCUACUCAAAUCCUUAACUCUAACCCUCCAUCAUCACUCCACCACUCCUUUUCUAAGACCCUUUUACCCUUCCACUCAUCUUCCCAUUCCAUCAAAACCAACAAACCCAAUGCAUGGUAAUUCAAAACACUCUUCAAUGAAAUGUUCAAACUCUUCUUCAAAUUCUAUCCACAUGCAACCAUUCAAAAACCAUGAAUUUGAACCUGAUCCAUCACUCACAAAUGAAGAUCUUAAACCAACUACACCUUCUCAAAGAACAUUCUCAGGUCUUGAAAUAGCUUCUCUUUGGAUAGGACUAGUUGUUGGUGUUCCAUCUUACUAUCUAGCUGGUUCCUUAGUUGAUCUUGGUAUGUCAUGGUGGCAAGGAAUCUCCACAGUUGUUCUUGCCAACAUCAUUCUUUUAUUCCCACUUAUUCUUACUGGCCAUGCAGGUACAAAAUAUGGCAUAUCAUUCCCAGUUCUUGCUAGAUCCUCUUUUGGUAUUCAUGGUGCUCACAUUCCAACUCUUCUAAGAGCUUUAGUUGGUUGUGGUUGGUAUGGAAUUGAAUCAUGGAUUGGGGGUGAAGCAAUUUUCAUUUUACUACCAAAUUCACUAAAAGAAAUUACAUUUUUGUCAAAUUCUUUACCUUGGCUUGGUACUUCCCCUCUUGAAUUUUCAUGUUUUAUGGUAUUUUGGGUGGCCCAAUUGGCUAUAGUUUGGAGGGGUGUUGAUGGAAUUAGACAGCUUGAAAAAUAUUCAGCUCCAAUACUCAUUUUUCUCACUUCAUGUCUUCUUAUUUGGUCUUAUGUUAAAGCUGGUGGUUUUAAUCACAUUUUUUCUUUAUCUUCUAGGCUCACAAAUUCAGAGUUUUUAUCUGUUUUUUUCCCUUCACUUACUGCUAAUAUAAGUUUUUGGAUUACUGUGGCUCUUAAUAUUCCUGAUUUUACUAGAUAUGCAAAGAGUCAAAAAGAUCAAGUUAUAGGUCAAAUUGGGUUACCUAUUUUUAUGGGGCUAUUUACAUUUGUUGGUCUAGUUGUUACUUCAUCUACAAAAGUGAUAUUUGGUGAAGUUAUUUCAAAUCCAAUUCAACUUCUUGGUAGAAUUGGUGGAUUUACAACUAGUGUACUUGCAAUUGUUGGUAUAAGUCUUGCAACUUUAACAACUAAUAUUGCUGCUAAUGUUGUUGCACCUGCCAAUGCUCUUGUUAAUCUUAACCCUUCAUGGUUCACUUUUAGAAGAGGUGCUAUUUUAACUGCAAUACUUGGAAUUGUGUUUCAACCUUGGAGGCUUUUGAAGUCUAGUGAGAGUUUUGUUUAUACUUGGUUAGUUGGUUAUUCUGCAUUGAUGGGUCCAAUUGGAGGGAUUGUUCUAGUGGAUUAUUAUCUUGUACAAAAAAUGAAGUUGAGGGUAAGUGAUUUAUACACAAGGAGUCCUUUAGGUGCAUACUAUUAUACAAAGGGGUUUAAUGUAGCAGCAAUUGUGGCUUUAGUUGUUGGAAUUUUACCUGUUGUUCCUGGUUUCUUGCAGAAAGUUGGAAUUUUAAGUUCAAUUCCUAAUGCUUUUGUUGUGGUAUACAACAAUGCUUGGUUUAUUAGUUUCUUUUCAGCAGGGUUCUUGUAUUGGAUUUUAUUAAGUUUGAGAAGGAAACCAGGUGAAUCUGCUGUAAUAGACCCCCUUUUGCCAGAUGCAAAGUAAGUGUAAAGUAGUUAAUGGAUCCUCUCAAUUCAUGUUUAUAUGAACAUUGUAGAUUUGCAUGCAUAUGCAGAUAUGCUCAAUACACAAACUUUGCAAGACAUUUUUCUUUGGAUGAA